AUGACCGGUGCUGCUGGCGCUAUUGGUGUUGGCGCUGCCGGUACGGCUGGCAGUUUUGUUGUCGUUGCUCUUGUCGUCGUUAUUGCGAUGUCAUACCGCCACCAGCAUCUUCAUCGUCACCAUCAUCGAACUGAGGGAAUCCUCUUGUCCACACAAAGCUCCACCCCGCGUCCUGUCCUCCUCCUGCGUCCCGCUAUACCUCAUCCCGUGGCUCGACCUCAUCUCCCUCCUCAGCCGUCAUUCCGCUACAUCAUUUGUUCAGUAAUUAUUUUCAUUGUUCUUGUUUAG
Gongylonema pulchrum is the source of this 288-nucleotide messenger RNA. NCBI's taxonomy places the organism in Eukaryota, Metazoa, Nematoda, Chromadorea, Rhabditida, Gongylonematidae. The record is from the annotation of a GenBank genome assembly.